Molecule: messenger RNA, 882 nt
Organism: Naegleria gruberi
Lineage: Eukaryota; Heterolobosea; Eutetramitea; Acrasida; Naegleriidae
Exons: 1
Coding region: 1-882 (293 amino acids)
Source: RefSeq, a predicted model, not a curated record
AUGUGGAAAAGAUUACAAUUAAAAUAUGAUUUUAUUAAUGGUUCUAUUUGUAAUAAUUCUAUAAAUGGAUAUAAUUCAAGUGAUGAUGAUGAAGAUGAUGAAUUUUCAAUUUUAGAUGCAAAUUCAUCAAAGAAAUGUCAAUCAAAGAAAUCUGACAAGUCAUCUAAUCAACAAAUUCAGAAUUCUAUUGAAGAAUUGAGAAUUCAUUUUAUUUGUAAUGAAAAAAAACAAGAACGUUAUUUAAAAAGUUUAUUAAAAUAUUGUAAAGAACCACAAGAUAAUAAUUAUAGAUUAUCUAAAAAAUAUUCAAAUUAUUUUGAUAGACGUGUUGCUAGAAUUAAAGAAAAGAAUUUUAAUUCUAAUAAUAAUUCUAAUAAUACUUCCAAUAAUAGUAAUAAUAAUAAUAAUUCUAAUAAUGGAAAUAAUGAAUAUGAAAUUCAAUGUCUUGUUGGAAGUUCAGAAAGACCAAAUUGUUCAUGUAAAUUUAUUUUAAUUGAUUUAUCAUGUGAUCAAUUAAAUAAUUUAAAUAAUUUAAAUGAAAAAGAAUUAAUUAAUAAUUAUUUAAAAAAUGAUUUAGAUUGUGGUGAAACUAUUAAAGAAUAUUUAAAUACUAUAAAUGGAAGUAAUGAAAAUAAUUUAUCAAUUGUUAUUGUUGGAUUAAGUUAUGAAAGAAAGAAUAAAAUUAAUCCAAAUAUGAUAAAAUUAUGUAAAGCAUUAUCAAAUGAAUAUUCACUUCCAUAUAUAGAAAUUGAUAUUGGAAAAAGAAAUCAAAGAAGAAAUUUACUUUAUUUUUAUUCUGUUUAUUGUCAUUCAAAGAAAAUGACAAGUCAUCAAUUAACUUUUUUAAAAACUAAUAAUACAAAUGAUGAAUGGCUAUUAUAA